Molecule: messenger RNA, 1446 nt
Organism: Solea senegalensis (Senegalese sole)
Lineage: Eukaryota; Metazoa; Chordata; Actinopteri; Pleuronectiformes; Soleidae
Product: serine/threonine-protein kinase Aurora-2-like
Exons: 8
Coding region: 330-1439 (369 amino acids)
Biological process (GO): mitotic spindle organization; regulation of cytokinesis; protein phosphorylation
Cellular component (GO): spindle midzone; spindle microtubule; spindle pole centrosome
Molecular function (GO): ATP binding; protein kinase activity
Source: RefSeq, a predicted model, not a curated record
AAUUGAAAUCAGUUAAAGCCGUCUCCGCUGGUGCUCGGAAGUCGCGUUUACAAUUUGUCAUCUUAUUUCUGUUUUGUUACAUCUAUUCGGAGUUUUUAAGAUAUAUUGUCUUUACCGAGGCAAGCAUACUACUGAAAAGACUGACUCUGCGGUAGCGUGGUUCGAGAGGAACUCGUAUGUAUCUAUGUAUGUCUUUGGUCAAUUGGCUGACGUAGCUGCUAGCUAGCGAAGCUAACUACCUGUUUGAGAGCUGCUUUGAGUUAAUUUAAAUCUGGACAUAUUCGUGGACGUGUUCGCUGUCGGUCAGUGCACAGUAAUACAUUUAGAAUAUGGACUCUGCUGCAAGACUGAAGUUGGCACAGGACACAAAACUCCAAAAGCCUGAAGUGAAAUCCAGCAGGGAAGGACCAAAGCGGGUUCCUGUGUCACAACACUCUCAGAUGGCUGUAGUUACACCAACGCCACACCAACGGGUCCUGGGUGUGUCAAAUGGACCUCUGCGCAUUCAGCGGCCUGUGAGCCACCAGAAACCACCAUCUCAUGUCUCUGUUGCCAACAAGUCCACUCUGCCAUCCGAUCAGAAUUUGAACCCCAUGACUCAAAAUGUAAAUCCCGCACCUCAGCCUAAACCUGGUUCUCAGCAAAACCAGACUAGGAUUAAUACAGCUACAGUGAAGGAGACUGUUAAACCACCAACAGAAACAGCAAAGCCGGAGAAGCACCAGAACAAACCUACCAAGAAUGAUGCUGUAGAUGCUGCAGGAUCAAAGAAGCGAUGGAGCCUAGAAAAUUUUGACAUUGGCCGUCCCUUGGGAAAGGGUAAAUUUGGCAAUGUCUACCUGGCGAGAGAGCGACAAAGUAAGUUCAUCUUGGCCCUGAAGGUGCUCUUCAAGAAGCAGCUGGAGAAGGCCGGGGUGGAACACCAGCUGAGGAGAGAAGUGGAGAUCCAGUCUCACCUCAGGCACCCCAAUAUCUUGCGCCUCUAUGGUUACUUCCAUGACACCUCUCGUGUGUAUCUCAUCCUUGAGUUUGCACCGCGGGGAGAACUCUACGGUGAGCUGCAGCGCUGUGGAAGUUUUCCUGAGGACAGAAGUGCAACAUACAUCAUGGAGCUGGCCGAUGCCCUCAACUAUUGCCACUCCAAGAAGGUGAUCCACCGAGAUAUCAAACCAGAAAACCUUUUACUCGGGGCAAACGGCGAGCUAAAGAUUGCUGAUUUUGGCUGGUCUGUCCACACGCCCUCCUCCAGGAGGUCCACUCUGUGUGGAACACUGGACUACCUGCCGCCAGAAAUGAUUGAGGGGAAAACUCAUGAUGAAAAGGUGGACCUGUGGAGCCUUGGUGUGCUCUGCUACGAGUUCCUGGUUGGAAGCCCCCCCUUUGAAGCGAAAACCCACGAGGACACCUACCGCAGGAUAUCAAGGGUAAGGCAAAAAUGAUUUAAAA